Molecule: messenger RNA, 1514 nt
Organism: Misgurnus anguillicaudatus (oriental weatherfish)
Lineage: Eukaryota; Metazoa; Chordata; Actinopteri; Cypriniformes; Cobitidae
Source: RefSeq, a predicted model, not a curated record
GGAAGGUUUUGGAUCGUUGUAUAUUGAUAUAAGACAGUAACCACAGUAACGUUCCUUCACUUUAACCACAUUAAGGGAUUAUAACACACACAGCUGACCACAGGAACACAACUAUCACAGAAAAUCAGCCAGGGAGAAAUAUCAGAUGAUCUGUAGUACUGCGACUAGACGUAGAUUUUCACCCAACUUGCUGAUUGUUGUUUCACUGAGGAAGAUGAUGAUGAUGAAGAACUUUCUAAACCUGCUGUCCUUCAUCUGUCUGUGCACCGCUCAACAGAAAUCGACCCAGGACACAUCGGAGUGGGGCCAAAGAGACAAAUCCAGUGGCAAGAGUUGUUCAAACCUGACCCAGGUACUAGACAACUGGAAAUAUGCCAUCAUCUAUCAGGUGAAGGAUAUGCUGGUGAACGAUCAUGUGUCUGUCUUACCUGAAUAUGUCAGGAUCCAGGGCCUAUCUGAUGCCGUGGGUGAUCUUUAUAAGCAGUUUGACACCCUUAAGGAGAACCUGGGGAAGUUAACCAAUAAGUUUGACAGCAUGGAAAGCUUUGUGGAUGAACUUCAGUCAGGAAGAUUCGCCAGGCCGAAACUCAUGAUGCCCCCGAGAUUGCCUGUCGGCAAAAAGCCACUUCACCCACCCGUGAGAAACCCAGUUAAAGUCACAGACCGAACAUUAUGGGCACAAAGACUGAGAGCCAGGCGAGGUCCUGGUACUUAACAGAUUUAACAAAUCACACAGCGUUUAAUAAAUAUAGACAUAAUAAUGCUUUUGAUGGCCUGAGAUGGGCCCAUCAGGUGUUACUGCUUGGCAAAUUAUUAUUUUGUAUUACAAAAAAUGUACCCGGCUGUAGGGCACAUUUCAUAUAUAAUAGGAAGAAUGGGUUAUUUGUAGAGUAUGGUGGAUAUAUAAGAUAUUUAAGUUUUCAUUAAAUGGCAUAUACAAUAUUAAUAAAUAUUUUAUUUUUAAAUGACAUAAUUGACAACUGAUUUGGGAACAUAAUUGUUAAUGUAUAUAAAAGAUUGUAUCACAAAUGUAUUGAGCAGGCAACAGUUUAUUAUUUAUGUGUAAAAGCAUGUUUAAUGUAAGGGAUGUUAUAUUGAUAAUUACGUGGUUGAGGACACAUAAACAAAUAUUGAAGGUACAGUAUAUGAAAUUUUAAAAUGUAAACUGACUUAAGCUGUUUUAUAUUGUAAAUGUAAAUAUUUUAUUGCAAACACACAUGAAUAUAUAUGUGUAUAUAUGUUUGUAUAUCAAAGUACUUUAUUCAAAUGCAACUCGGAAUAAACAUAUUGUGCAAUAUUUAUUGUAAUAUGCUAGCUAUUAUUAACACCAUUCAAGUGUUUCACAAAUGGGCUACUAUGGUAGAUAAAACCACUAGUGACUAUAACAGCAACAGAUGGUUACAGUAAAAGUAUGUUAAUGUAUCACAUUUAUAUGCUUUUCUUAUUCUAAACGAUUUCUGAUGGAUGAUGUCUGUCCUCUACUGCAGUGGCUCUCAAACUGGGGGCCGGGGCCA